CAUUGACACCAUGAUUACCAUUUUUGCCGUGUUUUCUGAGAGUCAUCGUCGCAGUUUGUAGUUGGCUAUUGACUAUAAAGAUUGAAAAUUUGUUGAUCUUAUUCAUAAAUAAAAUUGAAAUACUUAGUAUCGAGAGAUAGAACACAAUGAAGCUGAAUAUCACCUCAGCCGCCGGCAUCAUAUGCUUGCUGGACGAGCCAAUCCAGGAGCUGAAAGUGUUCGCCCUAAAAAAGCUGGACUCCAUCGUGGAUGAGUUCUGGCCGGAGAUAUCGGAAGCGGUGGAAAAAAUCGAAAUACUCCACGAGGAUAAAGGCUUCACGCAGCACGAUCUGGCUGCUCUGGUGGCCUCCAAAGUGUACUACCAUUUGGGUUCGUUUGAGGACUCGCUGACUUAUGCGCUGGGCGCGGGAGAUCUGUUUGAUGUGAACGCCCGGAACGAGUACGUGGACACGAUCAUUGCCAAAUGCAUCGAUCACUAUACCCAGCUGCGGGUACAGCUGGCGGAGAAUCCAUCCAAGGCGAAGCCAAUCGAUGCCCGGCUGGAAGCGAUUGUUAAUCGGAUGAUUCAACGUUGUCUGGAUGAUGGACAGUACCGGCAGGCGCUGGGAAUUGCACUGGAAACCCGGAGGAUGGACAUUGUCGAGUCGUCGAUCAUGAAGGCGGAUGAUAUUCCUGGAAUGUUGGCCUAUGCUUUUCGGGUCACAAUGAGUUUGAUCCAAAAUCGCGCCUUCCGCAAUACCGUUCUGCGUUGCCUGGUUAGCCUAUACCGCAGUCUUGGUGUUCCAGAUUACGUGAACAUUUGUCAGUGUUUAAUUUUCCUGGAAGAUCCGUUGGCCGUUGCAGAGCUGUUGGAUAACUUAACCAAGGGAGGCGAACACUCGGUGUUGAUGGCUUAUCAGAUUGCGUUCGAUUUGUACGAAUCUGCCACGCAGCAAUUUUUGGGCCAAGUGCUGCAGGCACUGAAGGCCACUGCUCCAAUUCCGUCAGCGCUGAUCUCAAAUCUGAAGCCACAGGGAACGAAUGCUUCCGCACCGGAAGUAAAACAGGAACCCAAGGAAAGCGAGGAUGGCGAUACGAAGAUUGAACGCACCGUCGAGAGCUUGAACGAAGCCGAAAAGACACAUCAGACGAACAUUGAGAAGCUUGCGGGCAUUUUGUCCGGAGAAGUAACAAUCGAUUUGCAGUUGCAAUUUCUUAUAAGAAGCAAUCACGCUGAUCUGCAGAUCCUGAGGGCCACCAAGGAAGCGGUGCGAGUAUCGAUUUGUCACACUGCGACUGUCAUUGCAAAUGCUUUCAUGCACAGCGGAACGACCAGUGAUCAGUUUUUGCGGGAUAAUCUGGAGUGGUUAGCAAGAGCUACUAAUUGGGCAAAGCUUACGGCGACUGCCUCGCUUGGAGUGAUUCAUCGUGGCCAUGAGACUGAAUCGCUUGCUCUGAUGCAAAGCUAUCUGCCGAAGGAGAGCGGACCGAGUUCUGGUUACUCCGAGGGUGGUGGUCUCUACGCUUUGGGACUGAUUCAUGCCAAUCAUGGAGCGAAUAUAAUCGAUUAUCUUCUGCAGCAGCUGAAGGAUGCCCAGAAUGAAAAUGUGCGCCACGGUGGAUGCCUCGGGCUGGGCCUCGCUGCAAUGGGAACCCACCGACAGGAUGUUUACGAACAGCUUAAGUUUAACCUUUACCAGGAUGAUGCCGUAACGGGAGAGGCGGCUGGAAUUGCGAUGGGUAUGGUUAUGCUGGGAUCGAAACAUGCUCCAGCCAUAGAGGAUAUGGUUGCGUACGCACAAGAAACCCAGCAUGAGAAAAUUCUACGCGGACUUGCUGUCGGAAUUUCACUAACGAUGUACGCUCGUCUAGAGGAGGCCGAUUCGUUGGUCACCAGCUUGUCCAACGAUAAGGAUCCGGUUCUUCGUCGCAGCGGCAUGUACACCGUUGCAAUGGCAUACUGUGGAACCGGUAAUAAUCAGGCCAUCCGGAAGCUUCUUCACGUUGCUGUGAGUGACGUGAAUGACGAUGUGCGGCGGGCAGCGGUCACUGCUAUCGGUUUUAUUCUGUUCCGCACGCCAGAACAGUGUCCUUCGGUGGUCUCACUCCUGGCUGAAUCAUAUAAUCCACACGUCCGGUAUGGUGCCGCCAUGGCUCUUGGCAUUGCUUGCGCUGGUACCGGUCUGCGCGAAGCGAUUGCUCUUCUGGAACCCAUGGCGAAAUUUGAUCCGAUCAACUUUGUUCGCCAGGGGGCGUUGAUAGCUUCUGCUAUGAUUCUGAUUCAACAAACCGAUCAAACUUGUCCGAAAGUCACAUUCUUCCGGCAACUGUACACACAGGUCAUCACCAACAAGCAUGAAGAUGUUAUGGCCAAGUAUGGUGCAAUUUUAGCUCAAGGAAUCAUCGAUGCGGGUGGGCGCAACGUCACCGUCAGUCUGCAGUCCCGCACGGGUCAUACCAACUUGCAGGCCGUGGUCGGUAUGCUGGUCUUCACCCAGUACUGGUACUGGUUCCCGCUGGCUCACUGCCUUUCGCUCGCCUUCACCCCAACUUGCAUAAUAGCGCUGAAUUCCGAUCUGAAGAUGCCCAAGCUGGACUUCAAGUCCGCUGCCCGACCUUCGUUGUAUAGCUAUCCCGCCCCACUGGAGGAGAAGAAGCGCGAGGAACGCGACAAGGUUGCGACGGCGGUUCUCUCGUUAGCCGCGAGGGCAAAGCGUCGCACCGGGGACAAGAAAAAAGACAACAACAAGGACGGGGACUCUAAGAUGGAGGUAGAUGAAGAUGCGCCCGCUGCCAAGGAUGAACUUUCGGUCACCAUUAAAACUAAGGAAGAUAAAAAAGAGAAAAAACAGGACAAAGCGAAGGAGUCGGGUUCCACACCAUCACCCGCUGCCACCGGGGAGGAGUCUUCGUCGGGAGCGACAGCCACGACAGCAGCCAAGACUCCUAAGGAACCGGAACCGAGCUUUGAGAUUUUACACAACCCGCCACGUGUUAUGCGCCAGCAGUUGAAGGUCAUCAGCAUUGCUGAGGGAACCUCAUACACUCCCAUGAAGGACGUCACUAUCGGUGGGAUUAUUAUGAUGCAGCACAAAGUUGGCGAGGAACAAGUGCUUGUAGAGCGUGUCACUGCCUACGGUCCGAAGAAUGAUGACCUGAAAGAACCGGAAGCUCCCGAACCGUUCGAGUAUAUUGAGGAUUAGGCGUGAAUGUGUCUUUAUAUUAUACAACACCACGUAGUAUCGUUUCAUCUGGAAAAUUAAAACAAACAAAUGUAUCUAUUCGAAAA
Molecule: messenger RNA, 3268 nt
Organism: Toxorhynchites rutilus septentrionalis
Lineage: Eukaryota; Metazoa; Arthropoda; Insecta; Diptera; Culicidae
Gene: Rpn2
Product: 26S proteasome non-ATPase regulatory subunit 1
Exons: 4
Coding region: 147-3182 (1011 amino acids)
Biological process (GO): regulation of protein catabolic process; proteasome-mediated ubiquitin-dependent protein catabolic process
Cellular component (GO): proteasome complex; proteasome storage granule; nucleus
Molecular function (GO): enzyme regulator activity
Source: RefSeq, a predicted model, not a curated record